GAAAUUGAUUGAAAAUAUCUCUGCGAAACUCUUGCAUUAAUUCUUGACUUCACGCAACCAAACACAAAACUUUACCCAAAACGAUCCUUCCUCAUCGAAAAUGUUCUCACAAAAGAGAAAAGCAUCUUCUGAUGCAGAAGAUCCUGACGUAUCAUCCUCUCAAGGUCACCUCCCCGCUUCUGAACUCUCAAUUACCCCAUCAGGCAUACAGCAAGGUCCAACAAAGCGAGCUUGCUCACAGAAUUCGGUCUUCGAAUCCAUCGACAACUUUGGUAUGGGCGCAGAAAUCAAUAAUGAUUCCGGUGAUCACGAUGCUCCGAAUCAAUCUGAACAACCUACAGCACACUCUCUCAAUGCAACCCACUCAGAUCUUGAUGAAGCUACUUCACCUCUCGCUCAAAUGUCUGCUGCUAGCCGAGAAAGAAAAACUGCGCGUACAAAAGCUCUGCAGGAAAAGAUAGGCUUUGAAGCUUGGAGAAAAAUAGUGGAGGCCAAUACAAAGACGACCGCAGUAACACAGCUCCGGGUCAAAGAAUCGGAUCGACGCAAUAAGCUCCUACCCAUGACGCCGGGUGGCAGAAUCAAUCUUUACACAACCUAUCUUCCCAUCGAUUGGGUUUGUCGCGAGAUGUGGAAUACGCAAUCCCAGGAGGUUGGAGCUGCAUUCAACGCAGUAUUCAAGAGCUAUUUCGAUGGCAGUUCUGAGUUUCGUGUCUGGCCCGAGCCAUCUGAUUGGGACUUGUUCGAGAAGUAUCCAAAGACCGGUAUGAAGAACUUGGGUAGAGCCAGAGAUUUUGUGGUCUUUUGGGAGUGGGAUUAUCAAGAUAGGAUUUGGGAAUAUACUUCGAAUAAGGCUUCUUUGAAAGGCUGUUUGGAAAUGUUUAUGAACGGGGAUGAUGUGAGGAGAUAUCAGGAUUUUCUAGCUAGACCGAUGACGAAUCAUCGAUCAUAGCUGGAUUAUUCGCCUGUAUCAGGAAGCCGUCGAGGAAGCAUGGAUAUUCUGGCGGAGUAAGGGAUAUAUUGUGCGGGGAUGCUGUGUUUCCGGGGUGGUAUAUGGAGCUUUACAUUGAUUGCGGUAUUGUGCAAGAUUUCUCUAUGAUUCUUUGAGAUUGGGAGUGAGGAAAUGUACAUAAAGAGAUUACGGCUGCUAUAGAUCAAGCGUGGAGUAACUAUUGGGGGAUUUAAGCACAAUACUGUAGAUUUGAUCUGACAAAUAAUGACUUGAAAAUACAAGCCCGAUCA
This is a messenger RNA of Botrytis cinerea B05.10, 1242 nucleotides long. RefSeq lists its product as hypothetical. The transcript has a single exon. The record is from RefSeq and is a predicted model, not a curated record. Bases 101 to 952 code for a protein of 283 amino acids. NCBI's taxonomy places the organism in Eukaryota, Fungi, Ascomycota, Leotiomycetes, Helotiales, Sclerotiniaceae.